AUGGGCCUCGUGAAACGGAUCGAGGAGGUCCAUGGUGCCUUUGGAGAGCAUGGCACGCUCAAGACGGAGCCUGUGAGGAUACAGCUCAAGGACAACGCCACCCCGUACGCGGUGCAGACUGCGCGCAGGGUCCCAAUACCGCUGACGUCCAAGGUCAGGGAGGAGCUGCGCCGCAUGGAGAAGUACGGCAUCAUAGAGGAGGUAACCCAGCCAACCGAUUGGUGCGCCCCCAUGGUGCCCGUGCUCAAAAAGAACGGAAAGGUUCGUAUAUGUGUGGAUCUUAAGAAACUAAAUGAACAGGUAAAGAGAGAGAGAUUCAUCUUACCUACACCAGAGGAGAUUACAGCGGAGCUGUGUGGAGCAACGGUGUUCUCCAGCCUUGAUGCAGCCUCGGGGUUCUUCCAGAUUCCUCUGCACAGUGAGAGUAGCCUACUCACCACAUUCAUUACGCCAUUUGGCAGGUACUGUUUCCGGCGCUUACCGUUCGGGAUAACGAGCGCCCCAGAAAUUUUCCAAAGGAAAAUGUCGGAGACACUUCAAGGCCUACAGGGCGUCUCAGUUUACAUGGAUGACAUUGUUGUGUAUGGGAAGGACAUGGAAGAGCACGACCUCCAUCUCCAGAAGGUCCUGGAGAGAGUCGAGUCUGCUGGGCUCAAGCUCAAUAAGGAAAAGUGUAAGCUCAGACAAGAGCAGCUCAACUUCCUGGGCCAGGUGGUCGACGCCACAGGCGUGCGGCCGGAUCCAGCAAAGGUGCGAGCAAUCCGGGAGCUCGCUGCACCAGAGAACGUUCACGAGCUCAAACGUAUCCUGGGCAUGGUGAACUAUCUCGGUAAAUAUGUGCCGAACCUGUCCACAGUGGGCCAGCCACUGUACGAGCUGCUCCGGUCCAAGACAGCUUGGACCUGGGGUCCAGCACAACACACAGCUUUUGAGAAGCUAAAAGAGCUACUGAUGACAUCGCCAGUGUUAGUGUUUUAUGACGUCAACAGACCCACCGCUGUCUCAGCUGAUGCAAGCAGCUAUGGGCUCGGUGGCGUGCUGUUGCAGCUCCAUGGACAAAACUGGAAACCAGUCGCAUACUGCUCAAGGAGGCUGACCGACGCAGAGACCAGAUACGCGCAGAUCGAGAAAGAGUGCCUGGCGAGUGUCUGGGCCUGUGAACGGUUUGAAAAAUACCUCUACGGCCUUGAGAGUUUUGAACUUGUGACAGACCACAAGCCCCUGGUCCCACUAAUGAACAGUAAGGACCUAGACAACGUUCCAUUAAGGUGCCAGAGACUUCUUAUGCGGCUCAUGCGCUUUAAGCCAGUGGCUGCGUAUGCGCCGGGGAAGACCCUUGUUGUGGCAGACACACUGUCACGGAGCCCUCUGAGUCACACCGAGGACGGGAGAGACACACACUCUGAGGUUGAGUGCUACAUUGCAGCAGUCAUGGACAGCGUGCCAGCUACCCCACAAAAGAUGGACAACAUCCGAGCAGCUACUGCGGCUGAUGAGAAGCUGCAGACAGUGAUCAGGUACAUCAGGUUCGGCUGGCCAGAACACGCAUGCCAAGUACCAAGUAACAUACGUGAGUACUUUUCUAUGAGAGAUGAACUUUCAGAGUAUGGCGGGAUGGUCGUGAGAGGAAGCCGCAUCGUGAUACCAGGGACGCUGAGGGCAGAAAUCCUUGAGAGAAUCCACGACGGACAUCAAGGGCUCUCAAAGUGUCGGGACAGGGCAAACGCCGCUGUCUGGUGGCCCGGCAUUUCCUCACAACUGAAACACAAGGUGUUGUCAUGUCAGUCCUGCUGUGAGUUGAGAAGAGCACAGCAGAAGGAGCCGUUAAUCUCUACUCCGCUCCCCGACAGACCAUGGCAGCGCAUAGCUCUGGACUUAUGUGAGCAUAAUAAACAGAACUACUUAAUCAUCUCAGACUACUACUCGAGAUAUAUCGAGAUACUGCACAUGAAAACUACAACAAGCGCUCAUGUCUCUCUGAAGCUGAAAGCUAUGUGCGCCCGCUACGGCAUUCCAGAUGUGGUCGUCAGCGACAACGGGCCGCAGUUCACAGGCACAGAGUUUCAAGACCUCGCCCGUGAGCUUGACUUUGAACACGUCACCUCAAGCCCACACAACGCACAAGGCAACGGUCACGCAGAGAGGGCGGUGCAGACCGCAAAGCGAAUAUUGAAACAGAACGACCCUCUCAUCGCACUCAUGUGCUACAGGUCAACACCAUGCAGCACAACUGGAGCCAGCCCAGCUGAACUACUAAUGGGCCGGAAGAUUCGAACGACACUGCCUACCCUCGAGAGAAACCUGCAGCCCUCAUGGCCCGACGGGCAGCGCAUCAGGCAGAAGGACGAGGCAGAGAAGAAGAAGCAAGCCUUCUACUACAACCGACGCCAUGGGGCCAGACCCCUACCCCCACUUCAGCCUGGUGGUAACGUCCUCACCAAGCUGGACCACCAGAAAUCCUGGACAGCUCCUGCAGUUGUGACCGCUGAGAGUGUCACGCCACGCUCUUACAUCAUCCAGACGCAGCAGGGGGCAAGACUCAGGCGCAACCGGCGCCACCUGCAGGAGAUGCCUGCUCCACAGCCGCCUGGAGGCGAAGCACCUGUCUUACCUGUUUGCACGGACAUCAAUCGACAGCAGGGGGACUCCAGUGUCAGCAUGCAUGCUGGUGCUGAAAAUCUGUCACAGACCAGGUCUGGACGGAUCUCUAAGCCAGUCAUCAGACUGGACUUGUGA
Molecule: messenger RNA, 2736 nt
Organism: Cololabis saira (Pacific saury)
Lineage: Eukaryota; Metazoa; Chordata; Actinopteri; Beloniformes; Belonidae
Exons: 1
Coding region: 1-2736 (911 amino acids)
Biological process (GO): DNA integration
Molecular function (GO): nucleic acid binding
Source: RefSeq, a predicted model, not a curated record